Messenger RNA from Dreissena polymorpha, 1044 nucleotides. RefSeq lists its product as uncharacterized. The record is from RefSeq and is a predicted model, not a curated record. Gene Ontology annotation, molecular function: protein dimerization activity. The transcript is spliced from 3 exons. Bases 1 to 1044 code for a protein of 347 amino acids. Lineage: Eukaryota; Metazoa; Mollusca; Bivalvia; Myida; Dreissenidae.
AUGAUGCAAAUCGUUCAGGGUAUUGGAUUUGUCUUCUCCUACUCCGCAAAACGAUUAGAAGCGUUCACCUCCGAGCUGUCAGAAGAUCAAGUAACACGUGAACAAAUGGAAGGUCGUCAGAAGCUGAAGACGCUCUGUGAAACACGUUGGAUGAGCCGGGCAGAAGCACUGACGACGUUCGUAAAGGCUUUCAGUGUUGUGAUCCAUGCCCUCGAACAUCCUGAGAAUGAUGGUGACGUGAAAGCUGGGGAACAUGUACGGGCUAUACUGAGAUUUGAGUUCAUCCUCACUCUUGACACUUGUGACCACGUCGACAUGGACUUGAUAGAGGCUGUGCGAGAAGCUGGAGUUAUAACAAGCAUUCUUCGUGCUGAGCUACAAGAUGAUGCGGUGUUUGAUGCGCUCUUCGAGAAAGCUGUAAAUAUAGCGGCCGAAUUCAAUAUCCAUGCAAGUGUACCUCGUCAAAAUCCCAAUCAGCGGAACAGGGCAAACUACGCUAUACGAGAUCCGUUGACAUACUGGCGGAUUGCCUUGUUCAACGUCUUUGUCGAUCACCUUGUUGGAGAGAUCACAGAAAGGGUGCUCAUCAACCAGGAAAGGUUCUGUGCGCAGCUACUUCUGUCAACAAGGUUGGAUAACCUGAAUGAUGAACAGAUGAAUCAAAUCUACACGAGUUAUGAAAGCGACAUAGACUCGACUAGAGAUGCAUUUGCGGGCGAAGUUUGGCGCUGGAAGGUACGGUGGAACAACAACGUUCAGAAGCCAGACACUCUUAUCGAUACUCUGGAUGUUACACCAAAGGCAGCAUACCCGGCUAUACACCGUGUACUAGCAAUCCUGCUCACAAUGCCAGCUACCUCAGCCUCGUGUGAGCGUUCCUUCAGUUCUAUGCGACGUAUCAAAUCGCACAUGAGAAGCACCAAGUCUGGCGAAAGGCUGUCUGAUUUAGGACUCCUACACAUUCACAGAGAAACGGAUGUUUCGAUCGAUGAAAUCAUCAACACAUUUGCCUGGGUUAAGUGUAGAAUUAUUGAUUUUAUGUAA